Messenger RNA from Fonsecaea nubica, 2388 nucleotides. RefSeq lists its product as hypothetical. Bases 1 to 2388 code for a protein of 795 amino acids. Gene Ontology annotation, cellular component: nucleus. The record is from RefSeq and is a predicted model, not a curated record. Gene Ontology annotation, molecular function: nucleic acid binding. The transcript is spliced from 2 exons. NCBI's taxonomy places the organism in Eukaryota, Fungi, Ascomycota, Eurotiomycetes, Chaetothyriales, Herpotrichiellaceae.
AUGGCAAGUACCACCCCUCAGGAGCGAUUGAACAAGUUGUUCUCCAACCAAACGCUCCCAACAGCUCCAACUCCCGGUCAACCUCACUUCUCGGAAAAAGAGCUUGAGCAAAGAGCAGUAAAAGAGCAACAGCCUUGGAGUGUUCCUGAAACUGCUCAAUAUCCAAGAGAUACCAAAUCACUCAAAGCGCAAGAGCCUCAAAGAGACAUCGUUAUUCUUACCAGCUCGGACGACGAUGACGACUAUAUCUCUUCGUUCAAGAAGAAGCCUUCUAUGAAACCCUCCCUGAAGCCAUCUCAGCCGAUAUCAAGCGUCAUUCAUGCAAACAAAACGAGUAAAAGCCUCAAGGAUCCUGUCCUCGAUCCCGAGGAGACUGUUGGGUAUAUUGCUCACGGCAAGCGCUCUGAGCGGAUUUCCUCCAAACGCGUGACAGAGCGUUCCGAUUCAGACAAGGAGCUGCCGACAACAGACAAGAGAGGAAAUCCGGUCGCCGGACACUUCUGUCAAUUCCACCUUGCAGCCAAAUUCCCAUACAAAUACAUGAAUGAUGUCAAUGAUCGUGUUUCACGCCACUUCUUCGCAUCCAAUAAAUUCUACAACCGAACCUGGGACCUCUACUACCUGCAUCCGCCAGCCAGCUUGACAGCGAAAGCGAUCAUUCUUGUUCCCUUUGAACAGGUCCAGGAGCUCAUUGCAGAGAUUGGAAAAACAUUCAAAAUCCCCGUGUCAGUGCCACCAUUUCCGUUUACUUUCACAUUUUUCGAGGACGAAACCCCGAAACCUCAACAUUUGGGCCAGGCACACUCCAAGGAUGAAGCACAAGAACUGCAGAACAGUGUUCCAACUGCUACUCCCGGCCACGGUGAAUGCCCACAUAAUACCUCACCUGAAAGUAGACAGCGCUUUGAAGAUUUCAAGCACGAUUGUCAAGCUGCCAUCUUGGCGGCCGGUAAGACUAAAGGUGGACGGGGCAAGAAGAAGGUGGAAUACGAUCGGUUGACAGCGAUAAGAGAUUGGUAUGUGCAAUUGAGAAGAGCUCAGCGAUAUUUGGGUCUCCGCCGGAAGACUGGGCAGAUUCUCCCUCCCAAUCUUAGCAUGACAUGGGAAGAACAAGAACAAUUCCGUCUUCAGCAGUUGAAGAGCGCUCAUGUUACCUUGGAGCCGCUCGACCUGAGUGCACCGGCUCCAUAUGCUUUUGAAGAAGAAACCGUUUUCAUUGCGGUUGAUAUCGAGUCAUAUGAAAGAGCCCAUAACCUUAUUACCGAAAUCGGAAUCAGCACUCUGGACACCCUCGACCUGGUAAAUGUGCCUCCAGGACCAAGAGGCAAGAACUGGACAGAGCAAAUUCGUUCUCGACAUUUCAGAAUUCGUGGCAGAGAGCACUUGGUCAAUAAAGACUUUUGUCGUGGAGAUCCAAACUCCUUCCAAUUUGGCAGAUCUGAAUGGGUCGAGCUCGAAGAUGCUACCACCAAGGUGGACAGCUGCUUUGAGUGGCCUUUCUCCGUGGAUUUCAAGCACCCCAGCCUGAUCGAUCCUUGGAGCGCUGAGCCAGUCAAGCAUGCAAAGGGGGACGAAGCCUCCCAACCAACUUCUACUCAUCUCGGAGGCACCAGCAUGGAUCUGGUCAAUAUUGAACAAGAGGCCGCGAAUAGAGCAGCUGUCACCAGCGUUCUGACGGGCAUUGGCGAUCAGGAAGCCAUCAAGCAUGCUAUCGCACUUGCCAAAACAAAUCAAUCAGGAGCAGAAGCUCUCCAGAACGGACCAAAACAGCGCAAGAUUAUUUUGGUUGGGCAUAGUAUUGGAACGGAUGUCGCGUAUCUAAAAGACCUCGGAUCCAAAAUCUUUACGUCGUCGCGGGCCACCUAUCCCGUUGCCGCCAUGGAUAUUAUGGCCCAAGGAGAGCGUUAUUCCGAGACGCUGGCUUCAAUCAUCGAUUCACUUGACACGGCACCGUUAUUUCGGAUCUUGAAGGAAGAAACCCAGAACCGCAACCUUGCUUCAAUCAUGGGAGAUUUAGGCCUCCCAUGCUACUUCCUUCACAAUGCCGGGAACGAUGCACGAUAUACACUGGAAGCGCUAGUAGCAAUGCUGAUUGAGGCACGAUUGAAAGGUGACCAGGAGCAAAAGAAAGAUGAGGAAGCAGAGAAGCGGCAAAAAUCAGGUGACGAUGAGUCCGGAAAGUAUGCCAAGUCAGCAGGGCCAUCCAGUCUAGACGGGAGCCAGCGACAGACAGAAGAACUGGAAGCUUUUGAGGCUGCAGUCCUGGCGUCGUCUGGGGAUGAAGCAUCUCCUCGACAUCAGAGAGAUGAGGCUAUUGCUGCAAUUACGGAAAGAUUGAAGCUGGACCCGACCGUCGAUGAAGAAGAACCGAGGCGCCCAUUCUGCUAG